Diaporthe batatas is the source of this 2573-nucleotide messenger RNA. RefSeq lists its product as uncharacterized. Gene Ontology annotation, biological process: chromatin remodeling. The record is from RefSeq and is a predicted model, not a curated record. NCBI's taxonomy places the organism in Eukaryota, Fungi, Ascomycota, Sordariomycetes, Diaporthales, Diaporthaceae. Bases 202 to 2262 code for a protein of 686 amino acids. The transcript has 3 exons.
UGCGAAUCCUGGGAGCCUGUCGCGACCACCCUCAACCAGAACGGAAUCCCGACCAUCGCCGUGUGCGCCAUCUCCAAUUGGGAGCCAACGGCAUCUGCGAGCUACGUCGCCAACGUGGCACCUUGCACGUCAAGCGACCAUACGAAUUGCCAUUCGGAAUAGCAAAGCCAAGCCUCCCUCGUGGGAGCAACAGCAGCCAAGAUGGGAGACCCGAGCCACAACAUCAACGAGAAGAUGCUUCAGCAUCUGCAUCUCAUCAGCACCUACAGAUAUGCCGCCAUGGCUGAUGUUGGCCUCCCUGACGCUUCCAAGUGGCUGAUGAAUGCUCCCAAGAUCGCCCGCGACACCGCACCCUUCUUUUGGACAUACCUCGACGCCCCUGCCGAUGGUACCAUAAUGCUCACGUGGCAGCCUCUGCAGCGCCUGGAUACAAACUUCGCGACUGAUGGAUAUAUAUGGCCAUACCCCGAGACAUAUUAUCAGCAGGACCUAGGUAACGGCUCGGUCCUAGAGAUGUUUUAUCAGAGGUCUGGCUACCGCCAAGGAGAACAGUUCACCCAGCACUCCAGGAAACGCUUCCGCCUGGUUCCCAAGCAACCCCAGAUCCCCGGCGCCCCCCAGGUCGACCCCAGCCUCUGGAUCGUGCACUACGGACCCAACGCGGCCCCAGAUCGAUUACCGAUCAAUAUGGUACCCAUGGAUCCUCGCACGCACAACUUGAUACAGGCUCGCAUACAACUACAGAGGGGCGGCCAGAUUGCUCGCAAGGAGUUCAUGCUUGCCGAUCGGCUCAACUGGCCGACCAUAAACCCUCCGCGGGAGGGCAGAGGUCACCCAAUGAUGGCCCAGCAAGCUCAUCCACGCACCAUCCCGCAACAGAUGGCCUACCCUCCCCAGCCGCCCGUGCCAAACAAGCGCGCGAGGACAAGCGCCCACCAGAAUCAGCAGAUGAUGAGUGCUGCCCCCUUCAUACCUUAUGAUGACGAGGACGACACCCACCAGGGCGACGUAUUCGAUCACAUGAGUCCCCGCGAUGUCAGCAUGGCCAGGUACACGCGCAAUCACGAGUGGAUGGAAGAGGUACUGGGCUCUGCAUACCGGAUAGGCCAAAUCACACCAGCAGAUCUUGGCCUCGGGCUGCAGGGAGAGCUGGCGUCUUUGACGCAAGGAAUCUACGAGGCCUCAGGUGUCGAUGCGCACAAGAAGCCACCGAAGAAUCCAGUGGUCGGCCACCUCGACCCGAAGCUGGCUGGCGAAUUCCGCGACAGGGUGUCGCAGAAAAUCGAGGAUGACAAGGCCGAGAUGGCGCGGCUUAAGGAGCAGCAUGAGAAAAUGAUGGACAAGUUCAAGUCGAACUCGAUCCUUAACCGAUCCGAGAAGGAAUUGCGUGUCGCCGUCGACGAGACAGGUCCUGAAUUCUGGCGGCUUGAAGGAAGAGAGGAAGACGAAGGAGAGGGCAUCACCCAUUGGAAUGGGAAUGAACACAGAAAGGUCAGCGAUAUCGUUGCGGAUGUCGAGUCGGCUCUGGGCCGCCACAUUGCCGUUGUCAGCGAUGUCAAACGUAUCCAAGACGGCGGAUACCAAGAGCCAGCGCCUGAGCCCGAGAACCUGCCAAUGCCUCCAGCUGCAUCACUCCCGAACGCGAACGGUGCCGCGUCAGGCCAGCUAUCCCGGAAAGGCUCACAGGCAGGCUCACAAGCCAGUGGACUCAUGGCCGGCGAUUCGGAUAUUGACAUGGGCGGAACCGCUGCCGGUCUGCUGGACCAGAUUCAGGGUGAACCGUCGUCUACCUCUACGCCCCAGCCUCAAACAUCUGCCAUCGCGUCAGAUGCAGCGAUACCAGGCAAUGCUGUGGCCGCACAGGCCACGUCUGAGCAGGCUCCGGGCAAUGCGUCUGAAGAUGUCACAAUGGAGGACUCGGAGCAACCGAGGGAUGUGAACACAGCUCCCGACCAAGGGACUGGCAGCGGUGACUGGGUCGUCGUGCCAAAGGGUGGUGAGUCACCAAAUGCUCCUGCUGGUGCCGCGCCUGCAACGGAGUCUGCCCCAGUACCGACGGAGAACACGGACGUCAAUAAAUCUGUUGACAAUGAUGACUUUCUCAACUCGGCUGGGGAAGCACUUGAUCAGUCAGCUGCCGAUGACACUCCCGGGGACUUCGGUGACAUAGGCAUGGAAGACUCGGCUUUUGGGGAGGCCAUGUACGGCGCCGAAGUUUCACGGGACUCGGCCUCGAACACGCCUGCAGACGGCGGUGUAUAGGCCCAGCUGGUCAUCUGUACAGGGAAUGCAUGGGGCUGGCUUGGGUGGCAGAACAUCCGACCACAGAGCGAGACGGGAUUGGGUAUGGUUAAGGACACGGGGCUGAUUGCCACUGUGUUCUUCUUUCGGUGCUAGACAAAACUUCUGCAGGCACGAGAGGCUUAUUUUAUAGUCUACAUCCGUUUCGGGCUCCCGCGAUUGAUGGUUGGAGAAAGUAUGUAGUAUGUAUGCGAAUGCAAUUUCAACCUUGAGGGUGGAGUUUUGGCAACAACUUGUCGAGACUGACAGCCAAAUACUUUGUUCAAAUGUUC